This is a messenger RNA of Musa acuminata subsp. malaccensis (wild Malaysian banana), 1934 nucleotides long. The record is from RefSeq and is a predicted model, not a curated record. Lineage: Eukaryota; Viridiplantae; Streptophyta; Magnoliopsida; Zingiberales; Musaceae.
CACCUUUCUUUGUACACAUGAUAUCUAUCCUCUCCUUGUUUUUCAAGUCUUCUCAUGGACACCAAUCUCAAGCUUUCAUCAAGGGGUUCAAAUUUACAAGUCAAAGGGCCAGGAAAACAAGGAAGAAGAUGGACCAGCUUGAUUCCCCAAAAUGUGUCCAACGAAAUUUGGAGGACAACCCUUCCGAUCCUUUUCCAGGUAGGUUUUUAGUCAAUCUGUCCAAUACAACCAUUGGUCAGUCGUAUAGGGGAUACAUAACCGACCGGCCACCAAAAGAAAGGUCAAAAGGACUAUUGGGUCAAAUGAUUGCACAGAGAAUCAAGCUAGGCAUCAGUCUGCUGUAGUGCAGAGUUGAUGAUACUGUUUCACAUGCCAGAUCUAUCUUCUUGCUUGCGCUGCGGCAACUCGGUUGGGAUCAAAAGCCACCGUUCCAUCUUGAUGCAGUAUCUGUCAUGAUUUCUCUUAUGAUCGUCUUUGCCAGCAUUGCAAUCAUGAUUUAAGCUCUGCGCUGACUUCUUUUUGUGAUGGUUAUUGUGUGGCAGGAUCUAAGAGCAACAAGCGGAUUGUGACUGGUAAGAAACUUACAUUUCUGAGCCGGUUGAUCUCCUAACCGGUCUCACAUCCUUUGCCAUCAAUGUCACCAGCAGGAGCUUGCGUGGGCGUGGGAGGCCUGGUCGUGGUAAGCCUCCUCGGACUUCUCUUCUUCCGCCGCGAGAUGUGGAAACGGCUGAUCUCUUCAGUUCCGCUACAUCGGACCGCCUCUUCUGGGUCAACUUCCGAGCAAGAUCCAGAGUUCGGCGGCGAACGAUACGUCACCCAGGUCUUCAAGUACGAGGAGCUGCAGAAGGCCACGGGUGGCUUCAGUUCCUCCAAUCAACUUGGCGAUGGUGGCUUCGGCACCGUUUACAAAGGAAAUCUUCGUGAUGGUCGCACGGUGGCCAUCAAGCGACUGUACGAGCACAACCGCAGGCGAGUGGAGCAGUUCAUGACGGAGGUCCGCAUACUCUCCUCCCUCCGACACCCAAACCUCGUUACCUUGUACGGCUGCACCUCCCGUCGCAGCCGAGAUCUCCUCCUCGUGUACGAGUACGUGCCCAACGGCACUGUUGCAGACCACCUCCAUGGUCCCCGUGCAGGCGAGGCAGGGCUCCCGUGGGCCACGAGGAUGAGCAUCGCGAUCGAGACGGCUGAUGCGCUCAGCUAUCUCCACGCCGUCACGCCCCAAAUCAUACACCGGGAUGUCAAGACCAACAACAUCUUGCUCGACAACAGCUUCCACGUCAAAGUCGCCGACUUCGGACUCUCCCGGCUCUUCCCCGUCAACGCCACCCACGUAUCUACCGCGCCACAGGGCACGCCCGGCUACGUCGACCCCGAGUACCAUCGGUGCUACCAGCUGACCGACAAGAGCGACGUCUACAGCUUCGGGGUGGUGUUGGUGGAGAUCAUAGCGUCGAAGCCGGCCGUCGACAUCAGCAGGCGGCGGCACGAGAUCAAUCUCGCUGACAUGGCCAUCGCCAAGAUCCAAAACGACGAGCUGGAUCAGCUGGUCGAUCCGAAUCUGUGGUGUCAGUCGAACUGCGAGAUGAUAAGACAGGUGGCCGAGGUAGCGUUCAGCUGCUUGCAAGCGGACGGCGACAUGCGGCCUACCAUGAAAGAGGUUGUGGAGGCACUGCGAGGGAUAGAGGACGCUAAGGGCGUGGAAGCUGAUGCCAUGGUGGAGGAAGACGACUACUUGCUGAAGGAACGGCCGGCAUAUCCAAUAAUAAUUCUCAGUCAAAGUAGGUCAACUACAUCAUUAUCCAAUAAUAAUUCUCAGUCAAAGUAGGCUCGAGAAUCAUCUUAUCAAGUAAAGAUCCGUCCGUGGCCUGUGCUAAACGUACUCCUCCUCGGCUGUACCUGCAAGCAGGAAAAGACAUUAAUAUCCUACAUAU